UUGGUUAACUAUCUGUUUAAUUUCAAUUCUUCUUAACCAGCUUUCAGAAAAAAAAAAUUCAAUUCUUCUCAUAGAUCUCUAUGCUUUUCUAGCCUUUUGCUCAGUUUCCUUGUCCGAUCUCAAAGUUUCAUACUCUUUUUUUUUUAUCUGAGAAUGCUAUGCUUUGAGUAAUUUUUAAUUAGAUUUUAGUGUUGCUUUCUAUUGUUAUUGUUGAAAACAGAAAAUAUUUACAAAAGUUUGGUUUUGAUUUUUGUUCGGUCUGCGGUUGUCUCUGUGUUUAAAGCCAAAAGAUGGCGAAGAGAGAGAUGGCUGUGUACUGUUUCGACACUUUGGUCUCUCACUACAACAACGAUGACACUCCUCCACCUGCCUUUGACGACGCCAAUCAUCCAUUGUUUGUGACGUGGAAGAAAAUAGUGAAUGGUGGGGAGCCUCGAUUGCGUGGAUGUAUUGGUACACUGGAAGCACGCCGCUUGAUCAGUGGCUUCAAGGAUUAUGCCUUGACCAGUGCCCUGAGGGAUCGUAGGUUCCCACCAAUACAGUCCAAAGAACUGCCCUUUCUGCAAUGUACAGUAUCUGUCCUGACCGAUUAUGAAACUGCAGAGGAUUAUCUUGAUUGGGAGGUGGGAAAGCAUGGUAUAAUCAUUGAGUUCACUGAACCUGUGACAAACACAAAGCGAAACGCCACAUAUUUGCCUGAGGUACCAGCUCACGAAGGCUGGACAAAGAUAGAGGCAAUAGAUUCACUGGUGCGCAAAGCAGGAUACAACGGUGAAAUAACAGAAUCAGUGCGUAGGAGAAUCCAUCUAACACGUUACCAGAGUACAUUAUUCAGCAUGCAUUAUAGUGAAUAUCUUUCGUACGUGAAGGCCACGAGAGGCGGCGGUGUUGUCCCGGCUAUUAACGGGACCAGCAAGCCCGCCAUGGCCUUGUCUGGAUUUGCACCAUAAAGCUGCUGCUAAUGGGUGCACCUCCUCCUCAUUUAUCUUUGUAUUUGUGUGUUCUCUAUGAUUAAAAGAAGCUUCUUCUUCGAGGAAACUCUCUAUUUGGCUGCUUCACAAUUGUAUUACAACAAUGUCAUAAAAUCAAAGAAACCAACUUUGAUCUC
Raphanus sativus (radish) is the source of this 1108-nucleotide messenger RNA. RefSeq lists its product as uncharacterized. The transcript has 5 exons. NCBI's taxonomy places the organism in Eukaryota, Viridiplantae, Streptophyta, Magnoliopsida, Brassicales, Brassicaceae. The coding region runs from base 291 to 950 and encodes 219 amino acids. The record is from RefSeq and is a predicted model, not a curated record.